Molecule: messenger RNA, 3246 nt
Organism: Spodoptera exigua (beet armyworm)
Lineage: Eukaryota; Metazoa; Arthropoda; Insecta; Lepidoptera; Noctuidae
Source: the annotation of a GenBank genome assembly
GCUGGUAAGUGGCAACAUCAGAGAGAAACGUCAAAUUAAAGUGAUACAGAACUGCAGACCCACUUUUAUUUGAUUAUGAUUAUUUUUAUUGUUAAAAUAAGCUAAUACUUUGACGGUUGUCUUGCGAAUUAUCGUGUUCGACACUGGGCUACACGAUACAGCCGAGGUACAUGGUAGGUGAGUGUGAUGAUGUCACUCAAGCCCCGUAACGUUGACUUCACGGAGACAUGGGCGCACCUCAAGGAAACGGUGGCGGGCGUGGUGGGUCUCCGCGCGGUGGAGCGGUCGGUGUGGAACACUCGGUUCUCGGACGUGUACGCGCUGUGCGUGGCGCACCCGGAGCCCCUGGCGGACCGGCUCUACGACGAGACCAGGAACUUCCUCGAGGAGCACGUCGCCGGCCUGCUGCAGCGCGUCAGGGGCGCCGCCGCGCUCGAGAACAAUGACCACAACGAUGGCCUGCUCACCAGGUACGUGAGCGCAUGGCGCGAGUACAGUCAGGGCGUGGCCUACCUCAACAGCCUGUACUCAUACCUCAACCUGCAACACGUCAAGCGACAGAAGGUGUCCGACGCGGAGAUCAUCUACGGGUCGUCUGCGACGGUCACUUGCCCCGAACAUGAUGCCAGACAACUCGAGGUCGGUGAGUUGGGACUGGAGAUUUGGGAGCGAGUCCUAAUCAAACCAUUGUCGUCAGCGCUCACUGGUCGCAUCGUCCGCGGUCUGGGCGCGGCGCGGCAGAGCCCGCUGGACCCGGCGCUGGGCGACACGCUGCGCGAGGCCAUCCGCUCGACGGUGGCGGUGCGGGCCUUCCGGCUGCGCGGCCCGCUGCAGCUGUACCAGGCGCUCGUGCUGGAGCCCUACCUCGCCGCCGCCGCCGCCGCGCACGCCCAGCUCGCCGCCGACCUGCUCGCCGCCGGCGACGUCGCGCACUACACCACGCACGCGCUCGCCGGCCUCGACAGGGAGGUGUCGCUGGGCGCGCGCUACCUGGACAGUUCGUCAGCGGAGGCGGUGCGCGCGUGCUACGAGCGCGCGGCGGUGGCGGCGCACCUGCCCGCGCUGCACGCCACCGUGGCCGGCCUGCUGCGCGCCGCCGCCGGCGACCCCGCCGCCCCCACCGCGCCCCCCCCCGCCGAGCGCCGCGCCGACCUGCGCCGCAUGUACACGCUGCUGCGGCCGCUGGGCGCCGCCGCGCUGCGCCCCCUCGUCGACGCCGCGCACGCGCAGGCCGCCGCCGACGGACGCGCCUUGCUCGCGCAACCACACUCCAAGGACGAGGCACACACCCACUUCGUGAACGCGAUGCUAUCGCUGCACGGGAAGUACAGCAAGCUGUUCAAUGAAGUGUUCGGCGGGGCCCAGGCCUUCGUGGGGGCCCUAGACAAGGCAUGCAGCGCGGUGGUGAACAGCGGGGGCGGAGCCCCGGAGCUGCUGGCGCGGUACUGCGACUGCCUGCUGCGGCGCCGCGCCGCCGCCGACGCGGACGUGGACGACAAGCUGGCCGCCGCCAUCGUCGUCUUCAAGUACGUCGACGACAAGGACGUCUUCCAGAAGUACUACGCGCGGGCCCUCGCGCGCCGCCUCAUACACCAGCUCAGCGCCUCCAUGGAGCAGGAGGAGGCCAUGAUCAACAGACUGAAGGCGGCGUGCGGGUACGAGUUCACGAACAAGCUGCACCGCAUGUUCACGGACGUGGCCGUCUCCGCCGACCUCAACGCCAAGUUCCAGCAGCACCUGCGGGACAACAACCUCGCCACCAGCACCGGCUUCUUCAUACAGGUCCUGCAGGCGGGCGCGUGGCCGCUGGGCGGCGCCAUGGCCCCGCUGGCGCCGCCGCCGCAGCUGGAGCGGCCGGCGCGGCAGUUCGAGGCGUUCUACCGCAACCUGUUCAGCGGGCGGCGCCUGGCGUGGCUGCACCACCUGUGCGGCGGCGAGCUGCGCACGCGCUACACGGCGCGCCAGUACCACGUCGCCGCCACCACCGCGCAGUGCGCGCUGCUGCUCAGCUUCGAGGCCGCCGACAGCUGGAGCGCGCGCGACCUGCGCGACCUGCUGCAGCUGGACGGCGACGCCUGGCCGCGCCAGCUGCGCCCGCUGCUCGACGCCGGCCUGCUGCUGGCCAGCGGGGAAGUCGGUGCGGACGAGGAGGAGAUCUCCCCCGAGGCGACGCUGUCGCUGAACCUGGCGUUCAGCUGCAAGCGGACCAAGGUGCGCGUCACGUGCGCCAGCGCGCCGGCGCAGGCCGGGGCCGCGGGGGGCGGCGCCUCCGCCGCCGACGCGGGGGACUCCGCGCACUGCGACGACGACAGGAAGAUGUACCUGCAGGCCGCCAUCGUGCGCAUCAUGAAGCAGCGCAAGGUACUGCGGCACACGGAGCUGAUCCAGGAGGUAGUGUCCCAGGCGCGCGGCUCGUUCGCGCCCUCUGUCGCCAUGAUCAAGAAAUGCAUCGAAGCCCUCAUCGACAAGCAGUACCUGGAGAGGGCGCCCGCGGCGCUGGACACGUACUCGUACCUCGCGUAGGGUAUGAACGCAAACGAAGUUCGACUCUAUUGUUAUUAGUUUUAAAGUUGAUAAUGUUUUUGUUUCUGAAUGUCUCGAUUGCGCGCGUCUCACGCCUCGCCGCCCUCUGCCGCGACCAAUGUAUCGAUGUCGAUAGAUUCCCGUACAGUCGCCCCCGCACUAGUUGAUCUCUCUGUCUCAUUUUAUUACACUUUCAACUUUAUACUAUUGAGGUAGAGUCGAAAAUGCAAUGAAACAAGAAAAUUCAGUCCAGAGUCACCAAAUUCCAACCAAAUCGGCCCAUCUCACAUACUUUCCCAUUUAUAACGUUGAUAUAUUACGUACCUAUGGUUACCGAGCUGCAUUAUCAGAAUGUGUUGAGCAGUUUCUCAUGAUAUUGGAGUUGACAGUUUGUAUAGAACGUCUCGAUCGAUGUAAAUAUUUGACCGCAACUCAAUGGAGAUAAUGUCGACACACUUUGUACAGAGGUGAGAGUGCUUAUAUACAAUAAUAUAUAGAGUGCGGUGCUGCGAGGGUAGUGCGUUCGAAGCCGGCCGAGGCAGUGAGGCGUCGCGCUCACAUCUGUUGUAUAUUUAAUGUACAAUAAUAAUAAUAAUAUAUAUGUAAUAUUUAACGGUAGUAGAGGGCGCUCGCGGCGCACAUAUACAUAUUAUAAUAAACUUGUACCAAGUCGUUACACACGCUUUUAUUUCACCCCCCCGUCUCCCCCCACCUUCCACAGCA